Messenger RNA from Dendronephthya gigantea, 1964 nucleotides. RefSeq names its product serine/threonine-protein phosphatase 5-like. Gene Ontology annotation, molecular function: protein binding; protein serine/threonine phosphatase activity. Gene Ontology annotation, cellular component: cytosol; nucleus. The transcript is spliced from 16 exons. Lineage: Eukaryota; Metazoa; Cnidaria; Anthozoa; Malacalcyonacea; Nephtheidae. The coding region runs from base 7 to 1503 and encodes 498 amino acids. The record is from RefSeq and is a predicted model, not a curated record.
UCCAAUAUGGCCGCUAAUGUGGCGAUCCAGGAUUUAGCUUCUUGUGAAGAAAAUAUCGAGAUUUCUCAACAGAAAAAAGAAGAGGCAGACUCAGUAAAAGCAAGUGCAAACGAAUUCUUCAAAGAUGGUAAUUUUGAAACUGCGUUGGAACUGUACUCUCAUGCAAUAAGAUUGAAUCCAUAUUGUGCUGUGUACUAUGGUAACAGAAGCUUCUGUUCUAUAAAACUUGAAAACUAUGGUGAUGCAUUAGCUGAUGCUGAUAAAGCUUUGGAACUUGAUAAAACAUAUAUAAAGGCAUAUUAUAGACGUGCUUCAGCAAACAUGGUGUUAGGAAAAUUCAAAGCAAGUUUAAAAGAUUAUGAAACUGUGGUGAAGUUUCGACCAAAAGAUAAAGACGCACGGCUUAAAUACACAGAAUGCAAGAAAAUUGUACAGAAAAAAGCUUUUGAAAAAGCCAUAGCAGUUGAUCAUGAAAAGAAACCAAUGGCAGAAUCUUUGGAUGUUAACUCAAUGAAUGUAGACGAUAGUUACGACGGACCACGUCUUGACGAUGGAAAAGUGACGUUUGAAUUUGUUGAAAAACUUUUAACAAGAUUUAAAGAUCAAAAGAAAAUACAUAAAAAAUACGCGUACACGAUAUUAAUAAAUAUUAAGAAAUACUUCGAGGAGGUGAAUACUUUGUGUGAUAUAACGAUACCAGAGGGAAAUAAAUUUACCGUAUGUGGCGAUGUUCACGGGCAAUUUUACGACUUGUUAAAUAUUUUUGAACUAAACGGCCUUCCUUCAGAAGACAAUCCAUAUUUGUUUAAUGGUGACUUUGUAGAUAGAGGUUCAUUCUCCUGUGAAGUUAUUUUUACGUUGUUCAGUUUUAAACUCCUUUACCCAAAUCAUUUUUUUAUGUCACGAGGGAACCACGAGACAAGCUCUAUGAACCAAAUGUACGGGUUUGAAGGUGAAGUCAAGUCGAAAUAUUCCACGGAUAUGGUAGAACUUUUCACCGAAGUUUAUAACUGGUUACCACUAGCUCAUCUAAUCAAUAAUAAAGUUAUGGUAAUGCACGGAGGACUGUUCAGUCGAGAUGAUGUCACUUUGGAUGAAAUCAGAAAGAUCGACAGAAACCGACAACCUCCCGAGCAAGGUGUGAUGUGUGAACUGCUGUGGUCUGAUCCUCAACCGCAGAACGGUCGAUCAGCCAGCAAACGAGGCGUGGCAAUCCAGUUUGGACCAGACGUAACAAAGAAAUUCUGCACCCUGAAUAAUUUAGAAUAUAUUAUCCGAAGUCAUGAAGUGAAAGCUGAAGGUUAUGAGGUGACCCAUGAUGGAAAGUGUGUCACUGUCUUUUCCGCUCCAAACUACUGCGAUCAAAUGGGAAACAAAGGAGCUUUUAUCACAAUGGAUUCUGAUUUAAGACCUCAGUUCACAACCUACGAUGCCGUGCCACAUCCCAAUGUCAAACCCAUGGCGUAUGCAAACUCUAUGAUGUCAAUGUUUGGUUUUGCGUAAGAUUCAAAAUACUGAAUAAAAUUCAUCGGAGCCCAAUCGUCUGAUGAUGCUGUCUCCUGCGAGAGGAACAAUCGUGUUUAUUUAUCCGCCGUAAAGGUACCGACUUUUAUUCAAAUUCCUCUUGGAAACAAGGAUUGUUUGAUGUGACAAUGACGGGAAGCACUACCCCCAUCAGAAUCCAAAAUUGUUAUGUUCUUAGUCAACGGAGACUGUCAGGCAAGACAUUGUAAUUCUGUUGAAAUGUGAAAGAACACAACUCGAUAACCAGCCUAUUAUUUGCUAGGCAAAAUUGGAAUAUUUUUCCAAUGUGAAUAUCAGUAUAUUUUAUUUCUACAUUCUGCAAACUAAAUUACACAUCGUGUAACCUAAAGAUUUACCAAAUAUAUUUUUCAUAAGAACGUAAUUCUACAUGGCUGUUGCAUGUAGUGUAGACCAUACGUGCUGCUAUAUUGUUUCAUAUU